Nicrophorus vespilloides is the source of this 613-nucleotide messenger RNA. RefSeq lists its product as uncharacterized. Bases 16 to 354 code for a protein of 112 amino acids. The record is from RefSeq and is a predicted model, not a curated record. The transcript has 3 exons. NCBI's taxonomy places the organism in Eukaryota, Metazoa, Arthropoda, Insecta, Coleoptera, Silphidae.
GCACUAGUAUCUGUGAUGUUAUAUAAAAUCGAUAGGAACGUUGCUAAUUUCGCCGUUCAUUCCUACAAGAUGUUGCUGAAGCUUGCGAUUUUACUUUUGGUGGUGGACGGACUAAAAACUGCAGAUGGUCGCGUUAUAACCAGACGCAGUUUCGCCGAUCAAUCCGUGAAAGGUUACCUAACCGAGAGAACAUGCUGGUGGAAUGAGGUGUGCAAGGAAGAGUUUCAGAAUCUGUUCCGCUGCAAAUGUCCGGCUUGGUCAUUCUGCAGAGCUCCAGGUCGUUACUACAACGCUUACUGUUCGAUGACCGCAACCGGUUACAUUUGGUCGCAGCCCGGACUUGAGGAAAUAUAGCAAAGAAGAGGUCGCCGAGAGUCCAACAAACACCUCGACGACCACAGAAACGAACCAUAAACAUAAAUAAUAAGACUGUUUCUGGCACUUUUAUCUUAUCACCGUAAAAAGAACCGCAAAUAUAUAGAAUACUAAACAUAUAUAUAUAAAUAUACAUUUAUUAGAUAGGGAAAUUUAAAUGUGUUCUUAAGCUUAUAUUCUGUGCAAAUCAAAAUUGCAAAUGUGAUAAACACUUGUGAAUAAAUCAAACUUUACUGAA